AUGACAGACCUCUACACCAACCUCGACCAAUCCAAACUUCAAGCCAAUGCUGCUUCUUCCCUCCUCACCUAUGGCUCGGCCUUUUACGAAGACAUCAUCACCCACGCCCGCGGUGUCUACAUCUACAUGGCCACCGGCCACCGCAUGCUCGACUGGACCUCCGGCCAGAUGUCGUGCCUCAUCGGCCACGGCAACCCCGAAAUCGUCAAGGUCAUCUCUGAGCAUGCUGCGUCCCUCGACCACCUAUUCAGCGGCAUGCUCUCGCCGCCGCCGAUCUCUCUGGCUAUGAAAUUAACCACACUGGGGGGGGAGAGCAACGAGGCCGCGAUUCGGCUCGCGAAGUUCUAUACCGGGAAGUACGAAGUUGUAGGACUCAGUGCGAGUUGGCAUGGGAUGGUGGGUGCGGCGAAUGGGGCGCAGUAUCAUUCCAAUCGGGCGGGGUAUGGGCCUCCUUACCCGGGCAACUUCGUCCUCCAAGCUCCUAACGCAUAUCGAUCUAUCUUCCGUCACGCUGAUGGCUCGUAUGACUGGAAAACGGAGCUCGAUUACGGCUUCUCCCUCAUCGAUCGCCAGUCCUGUGGCUCCCUGGCUGCUGUCAUCGUUGAGCCGAUCCUGUCUUCUGGGGGUAUGCAUGAGCUCCCUCAGGGGUAUCUCAAGGCGCUAAAGGAGCACUGCGACAGGCGAGAUAUGCUUCUUAUUGUCGAUGAGGCACAGACGGCGAUCGGGAGAGCUGGCGAUAUGUUUGCGUUCCAGCAUGAUGGCGAUGGAGUGGUUCCCGACAUCCUAACGCUUUCGAAGACGCUGGGCAAUGGACUACCCCUUAGCGCGGUCCUUACAUGUGACAAGAUUGCGGAGUUUGCGAAGAAGCACCACUACACGUUCUAUACCACUCACAUCAACGACCCGCUCCCCGCUUCAGUCGGCGACAAAGUCCUCGAGAUCGUCAUUCGUGAUGGUCUGGUCGAGCGAUCCCGUGAGUUAGGCAAGUUGCUGAACGCUGGCUUGCUUCGUCUUCAACAACGGUACGGGUGCAUCGGUGACGUUCGGGGUCGCGGUCUGAUGGCCGGGGUCGAGAUCGUUGUCGAUAGUGCGACGAAGGAGCCGGGUCUAGAGCUUGGUGACAGGAUUGGGAAGCAAAUGACCGAGCUGGGUCUUUGGGCGCAGCUUGGAACUAUGCAGAGCUUCUCUGGAGUCUUCAGAAUUGCGCCUCCGAUUACGAUUACGGAGGAGGAACUCGAGGAGGGACUAAAAAUCUUGGAGAAGGCGUUUGCGUCGACGGAGGGAACACUGCCGCUGUAUCAGGUGCCUUUGGAGGGUCUGAUCCAUGCCAACCUCUGA
Molecule: messenger RNA, 1338 nt
Organism: Mytilinidion resinicola
Lineage: Eukaryota; Fungi; Ascomycota; Dothideomycetes; Mytilinidiales; Mytilinidiaceae
Product: PLP-dependent transferase
Exons: 3
Coding region: 1-1338 (445 amino acids)
Cellular component (GO): mitochondrion
Molecular function (GO): pyridoxal phosphate binding; transaminase activity
Source: RefSeq, a predicted model, not a curated record